Wyeomyia smithii (pitcher-plant mosquito) is the source of this 597-nucleotide messenger RNA. RefSeq names its product tubulin-specific chaperone A (gene Tbca). NCBI's taxonomy places the organism in Eukaryota, Metazoa, Arthropoda, Insecta, Diptera, Culicidae. Gene Ontology annotation, molecular function: beta-tubulin binding. Gene Ontology annotation, cellular component: microtubule cytoskeleton; cytosol. Bases 256 to 597 code for a protein of 113 amino acids. The transcript has 2 exons. The record is from RefSeq and is a predicted model, not a curated record. Gene Ontology annotation, biological process: tubulin complex assembly; post-chaperonin tubulin folding pathway.
AUUGCUAGUUUUCUGUCAUAAUGGCAACCAUGCACAAACCUUGCAUGUGUUGAGCGCUUUUUGUGUGCAGUUUUUUUGCUCUGAUUUUCUGAAUGCGGUGCGUUUACCUCGCUAGUACGACCCCGGCGGUGAGUCAUUAGUUCAAAACCAGUCAGAGUCAUCUUAUUUAGAGUAUUUUGUUCGUUCCGCAACGAAAUCAUUCCUCAUUUUGCUGGAUCCAGUCGAAGCGUGAGUCCGUUUUCAUUAAUCGUUAACAUGUCCGAUCCAAGGUUACGACAGCUCACUAUUAAAACCGGUGUUGUGAAGCGUUUGUCCAAGGAGAAAACCGUGUACGAGAAGGAAGUCGUCACGCAGCAGAACCGCAUCGACAAAUUGAAGGCAGCCGGAUCGGAUGAUCAUGAUAUUCGGAAGCAGGAGGAAGUUCUGCAGGAAUCACUGAUGAUGGUUCCGGAUUGCCAGCGAAGAUUAGCAAAAGCUUAUGAAGAAUUGAGUGAAAUGCUGAAAAACGAGGAGGAACUGAAGGAGAGCGAACAGUACAUUGCAGCAGUGACGGUUCUGGAGGACGCCAAAGUAAACCUACCUCGGCAGCUGUCCUAA